Saprolegnia parasitica CBS 223.65 is the source of this 939-nucleotide messenger RNA. RefSeq lists its product as hypothetical. Bases 1 to 939 code for a protein of 312 amino acids. The record is from RefSeq and is a predicted model, not a curated record. Lineage: Eukaryota; Oomycota; Saprolegniomycetes; Saprolegniales; Saprolegniaceae. The transcript is spliced from 2 exons.
AUGGCUCCGGCCAAAGCGGCACCGUUCCUCCGGAAGUGGCUGGACGAUUUCUCGUGGCUCGUGUACGACGAGAGCAAGACGGUUGCAGGAGCGACUCUCAGCAACACGCUGUACGACGAAGGUUUUCAUUACGGUCUCGCCUUCAUGAACGACGUCCUCUGCAUGCUCAACCAGCUCUCGCGAUCGCUGCAGGGGGAAGACCUCCUCAUCACUUGCGUCCCUGAUUACGUCUGUACGACGACUCGCCAGCUUGCAGCUACGUUCUUGGCUGACCGCGCCGUGGGAACUAUCGCGACACCAUCGCUCAACAAGUGGAAGACUCGCAUGGCUGGCGAGUUUGACGACUACUGCGCUUCAGAGACGGUGUGUUUGGCGCAUUGCGAAGGUGUCGAAUACGUACGUCGCCUCGUCAAAGCCAUUGGGGAUCGUUUUCCCAUUGAGACGUCAAAGACCUUCAAGGCCUUCUCGUGCCUCUUCAUCGAGCACAUGCGCUGCGCUCAAGACCUCGUCGCCUACGGUGUCGAUGAGGUCGAAUUCCUCCGCGACAUCUACCUGCCGGACGUCCAAGACAGCGACGUCGCUCAACAGUACGGCGCGUUUAAGCAAUACGUCAUGUGUGCGGCCCCACAGUCCGCGGCAAUGGAUUUUUUGACGUUCGUCCUCACCGACUCGCACGUUGCGAAAAUGUAUCCGUCUAUUGUACAGCUCAUCACCAUUGCUGCGACUCUCGCGCCGGGUUCCGUCGACUGUGAGCGCGCCUUCUCGCUCGAGAACCUCGUGAAGACGGACAACCGUACAUCCCUCUCUACAAGCCACCUGCAAGAUCUCAUGGUAUGUGCUCGGGACGGGCCCGAGUCUUCCAAACUUGACGUACCUGCCAUGAUGGGCAAGUGGAUUGCCGCCAAGGAGGAGGCGAACGCGAAAAGACGUCAAGUUUAA